Messenger RNA from Camellia sinensis, 2447 nucleotides. RefSeq names its product Major facilitator superfamily protein. The record is from RefSeq and is a predicted model, not a curated record. Lineage: Eukaryota; Viridiplantae; Streptophyta; Magnoliopsida; Ericales; Theaceae. Gene Ontology annotation, cellular component: membrane.
ACCAUAACUAUGAUGCUGUUGCAAGGAAAACUAUUGUCUGAAUACAAAUUAGAUUUCUCUAUUGUUUAUUUGAUUAGUCAAAUUAUUCUCUUCUCUUCUCUUCUGGUUCUGGUUCUGGUUCUGGUGUUGGAGAGUCUACAGUUACCUACUACUACCUUGGAACUUCCUCAUCUCUAGCCUUCCUUGAAACAUUCUCUUUUGUCUUUGAUUCUAAUCUUCAGACACAAUUCCAUUUUUUCAGCUGCAAAUUGUUUGAGGACUUGCUUAAAAUAUUCAAGUAUUAGAUAACAAUACACACAAAGUCAGAUGUGAAAUUUCAAAUGUUAGCCAUUUGAGGAUACAUGGGUUUUCUUGGAGAUAUUCGAGUUCAGGGUGAAUCGAGCAAAACCCUGAACCUGCUUAAUUAGAGAUCUGAAAGUUUUUGGAGCCAGUUUAUAUGUGAUCCCCAUUUUAGGGAAUAUUGUUCUGUGAAAUAAAUGGGUUGUUGUUGUCAUUGAGAUAUUCAGUUCAUAGAUUCAAGAUUCUCAGAACAACUUGUGUCAGCAUUGAAAUACCCAGUUCAUGAAACACUGAUUUGCAAACUGGGUUGUUCUUGAUUUCUGGAGAUUUUACAAGAUCAGUGAUGGUGGAAGAAGUGGAACUUCCAACCCAUGGUGAGAUUGUGCAACAAAAUGAACCCAGAAAAGGGAUCUGUGGUUGUGUGUGGGCUCCAGUCUAUUGGUUUAGAAUGCUUGCCAUGGAAAUGCAUUGGAGUUUUGUUUAUGGUGUGGUGGUUAUUUAUGGAAUAAGCCAGGGAUUGGGUGGUGCUCUCAAUCGGGUAGGCACCGCGUAUUACAUGAAGGAUGUGCAGAAGGUUCAACCUUCUGCAGCACAGGUCUACUCUGGAAUAGGAAUAACCGGGAUUCCUUGGAUUGUCAAGCCUAUUUGGGGCAUCCUCACAGAUGUUGUUUCCAUUUUUGGGUAUCACCGGAAACCUUAUUUCGUUUUAGCAGGUGUCAUGGGUAUUAUCUCCAUGCUCUAUCUAUCAUUGCACGAAAAGCUGCAUCUCUUCUUGGCUCUGUUGUUUUUAACAGGAGGAAGUGCCGGGGUUGCAAUCGCAGAUGUGACCAUUGAUGCAUGUGUGGCACAAAACAGUGGUAGUCAUCCGUUGCUUGCAGCUGACAUGCAAAGCUUAUGUGCCCUAAGUUCAUCCAUUGGGGCACUAGUGGGAUUCUUGCUUAGUGGUAUCUUGGUUCACUUAAUUGGUCCAGUGGGUGUGUUUGGCUUGCUGGCAAUCCCAUUUGGGCUUGUGUUGUCUGUUGGAGUUUUGCUUAAGGAACCCUACACAACCGAUUUUACAUGCAGACAGGUAACCCAAAAGUUUACUGAUGCUUGUAAGGCUAUGUGGACAACCUUGAAAUGCCCUGAAGUGUGGAGGCCAUGUUUAUACAUGUAUAUAUCCCUUACCUUGAGUUUGGAUAUCUAUCAAGGGAUGUUCUAUUGGUUCACGGAUUCAGAGGAAGGUCCUUCUUUCUCGAAGGAGGCUAUAGGUUACAUAUGCUCAAUUGGUUCAGUUGGCUCCCUUUUGGGGGCCAUACUAUAUCAGUAUGGUCUUAAAGACUACCCUUUUAGGGACCUAUGCUUCUGGACCCAAUUGCUGUUUGGUCUAUCUGGAAUGCUGGAUUUGAUGCUGGUGCUACGCUUAAAUUUGAAAUUUGGCAUACCUGAUUCUCUCUUUGUGGUAAUCGAUGCCAGUGUUUCUCAAAUGAUCUUACGGCUCAAAUGGAUGCCCCUUCUUGUACUCAGUUCCAAGCUUUGUCCCCCUGGCAUUGAAGGCACGCUUUUUGCUUUACUGAUGUCAAUUGAUAACGCGGGACUUCUCACGUCAUCGUGGGGUGGAGGUCUUCUGCUCCAUGUUUUGAAGGUUACUCGAACAGAAUUUGAUGAACUAUGGCUGGCCAUCUUGAUCCGAAAUAUAUUGAGAGUCUCUCCGCUUUGCCUUCUAUUUUUGAUUCCUGGAAGCGAUCCCAAUGCUUCCAUUCUUCCAACUGAAAUGAUGCUGAAUGCAGAAGAAGUUUCCGAAACUCCAGAACCUCAAAAUAUAGAACUUGCCCCCCUUGUUGAUAAUGUCGAUGGUAGACACGAUGACAAACCACAAUGACACAAAGCACACAUAUAUGCAAGAAAAACCAAGGCAUUCCUCGACACUGAAAGGGGUUGAUAUUUCUAUGAAGAACUUGUGCAGCAUCAUGGUCUCCUCUAUGAUUGUUUGUUGUAUCUUCUUAUUCUUUCCUUAAAAUUUUCUAGUGUAGAUGUUUUGUAUUGUUGUUGAACAAGGUAUUGUUCAUGGAGAGCCUAAAAUAAAGAGGGAAAAGUGAUCAAAAGGAGAAAAUAUAUUGCUUAGAUAAACAGAUUUUACCUUUUUUACACACAAAAAGUGGAUAAAUUUGUGUUUUGAAUUUGUCUCA